AGAUGCUGAAACUGAGUUGUGCCGAAACCCUAAAAGCCGGGUUAUAGGCAUCCAGCAUUUUUACAGGUCACGACUCACGAUGUCAAAAACCCAGAUUUAUCAGCAACAAAUUCAUCAGUCGCAAAGGAGGACAGUUCCAGUUACAAGACAAAGCUGGGUGUUACAGGCAAGUUUCUUAACCUGCAAUAGAAUUUAGUCUUGUGAAUUCUCUUUGUUAUGGUGAAAGAACAAUUGCUAAAACAGUGAAACCUCAACAAAACCCCGGGCAAGAAAAUGACACCUCCAAUAAUCAGAACUCUAAUCUCACUCUCCCUCUAUAGAUCUUCCCAUUUCCCAAAAACCAUUUCCAGUUACUCUAUCUCUGUUGUUUUCUUCUCAUCUUCCACUACCACCCGGGAAUCAAAACCCUCCUUCGAUUUUACUGAUCACUUUAUUAAAAAACACAACUUUUCCCCUGAGCUUGCCUUGAAAGCUGCAUCUUCCUUAAACUAUCUGAGGAAACCCGAUAAGUGUGAUAAUGUACUUUCAUUUCUUAAAGAAAGCGGUUUCUCAAAAUCCCAUAUUGAUGAAGCGGUCAAAAGAAAGCCUAGCCUUCUAUCUGCUAGUCUUGAGAAAACCAUCAAACCGAAAUUCAAGACUUUCCGGGGCUUAGGAUUUUCGACCACUGAUAUUGCUGAUAUUGUAUCUGCUGAUCCCUGGAUUUUGACUAGAAGCGCAGAUGAUAGACUUGCACCAUCAAUUUCAGGGUUAAAGAGCAUUAUAGGUUCCAAUGCCGGUGUUGUUAAGGUGUUAAAAACUUCUGCUUGGUUUUUGAAAGCUGAUUUGGAAAAGACUAUGAUGCCUAAUAUAGAGUUCAUGCGAAGUUGCGGGAUUAGUUUGUCUCAAAUUGUUAGAUAUGUGUUCAGCUUUCCUAGAUUUUUCUUACAUAAACCUGAGAGCAUUAAGCAUUUUGUUAAAAGGGCGGAUGAAAUGGGAUUCAAUAGGAAAUCAAAUAUGUUUCUUGCUGCUAUUAGGACGUUGAGUUCAAUGACUGAAGAGAAUUGGGAAUUGAAGUUGAAGCUUUUUAGGAGGUUGGGGUUUUCUGAAGAUGACAUCAGGUCUGCUUUUAGGAGGGUGCCCCAGGCGUUUGCUGUAUCUGAGAGAAAAAUUAAGGAGGUGACAGAGCUUUUGCUUAGCAGAAAGAAUAUAGAUAUUUCAUUCAUAAUAAACCACCCAGAGGUUCUCAUUUGUAGUGUUGAGCGUAGGCUGAAGCCUCGGCUACUGGUUUUUGAGAUUCUGGUAAGCAAGGAUUUGCUAAGCAGGAAACCUAGUUUGACUACACUUUUUAAGAUUCCCGAAAAGAAAUUCCGAGACAAAUACGUUCGUCCUUAUUUAAAAGAGCUUGAGAAAGCAUCCAUGGCUUUUGUGGGCUCAUAAUUGUUGAUUUUCAUAUCAUUCAUUGAGGCUUGGGAACAUAUAAUGUUCUUUGGGAUUCAUAACCCAUCUUUUCAGGUCAAACUGUUUGUAUAAGAUUUAAAUCAGCAAAGAUUAUGUGCAAUUUGAAUGGUGUUUAGGUACUUUUUAAGAUAUGUUUUUUGCAGUAGACUAUUAAUCAUACUUUUUUUUUUU
Messenger RNA from Theobroma cacao (cacao), 1608 nucleotides. RefSeq lists its product as uncharacterized. Gene Ontology annotation, molecular function: double-stranded DNA binding. NCBI's taxonomy places the organism in Eukaryota, Viridiplantae, Streptophyta, Magnoliopsida, Malvales, Malvaceae. Gene Ontology annotation, biological process: regulation of DNA-templated transcription. The record is from RefSeq and is a predicted model, not a curated record.